GGGUGCCUUUCUCGAAAACUGUACGUAGCUUCCAGUGACGGAGGGACUCUAUCUCGCUUUGAGACAAUGUUUUAGUCGAAUCGGCACGUUCCUACUAGGCCCCCUAAACGAUCGCAUCCAGGACAAACGCAGAGUCGCCGCGAACCGCCGCCUGUCCCUGCCAAGCGAGACUAAGCUGCAAGCUAGCGUUGUCGGAGAUUGCGUUCCUUUAUAGCCUCAAACGAACCAGUUGAACCGAACAGGACCAAAAUAUUAGAGUGGCACUGGUGCCUAGGGGCUUUAGCCGAGCCAUAUGGGGUGCCUGUGCCUGGCAGUGGCAUAAUAUAAGACUCUUUGUCGCCCCAUAUCCCGCGAGUGAGAACCUUGUCCAUCUUUACCUUUCUUCCAUUCAGCCUCAUUCCUGCCCCAUACAACCUUGAAUCCGCCACCAUGAACGGGAUGAACGCCUCCGUCAACGCCGGUUGGUACACCUUCUCCAAUCUCGGCCCGCUAACCACAACAUUUACACCCUCCGCGCACUGCACGGCCUCUGAUCAGAUGGUGCUUGGCUACCUCAACACGAUGCCAAAGUACGGCGGAAACAUCUAUGGGGAGUGGAACGUCCAAUGCACGACUGAGAUCAACUACGAAGCCGACUGCAUGCCGACAACAACUGAAGCAUCCACCACAACACCCCCAGCGUUCACCGGAACCUCGGAGGAAGACUACGAGGAAUACCUGGAUGCGGAGAUCGAGUGGGAGGGAUAUCAGGUGUAUUACUCGCCCGGUCUGCACUGUCCCAAGGGGUGGACGACAAUUGGCAUGAUUGGGCGUGAUGCAGGCGAUAAGACGACUUCGUCGGGCAUUCUGUCCCCGCUAGUCUCGACGACGCAGACGGAGAAUCCCAUGACCUCGGGAUAUUACGACUACGAGGAUCCCGCCUCGGUGAUGAAAAGUAUCCUCGAGCCACAGCAGACCAUGGCGCUGUGCUGUCCCAGCGGCAUGACCGCCGACACCGCCGGCGCCUGCUAUUCCUUCGUCAAAGACUACACGCCCACCUACGGCUGCCAAGCAUACACGGGCUACAACUACGAGUACGGCCCGAGCACGGUCACGUACGUUGAUUUUACCGACAGCGGCGUCACUCGCACGACGGUCGUCGAGGCGCCCACCGAGACAAUCUCGCGUGUCACGACCGACACCACGCGGCUGGAUGAUCAGACGUAUUACUCUGGUCUGAUGUAUGCGCCCGUUAUUACGCUGGUGUAUCAUGAGGAGGAUCUGGUUGCGGCGACGGAGACAGCUGAGGCGAAUAGUGAGAGCGCGAAUGAAAAUAGUGAGGGAGGCGAGAGUGAGAGUGCGAGUGAGACUCCGUCGAAUGCUGCAGGACGCCUUGGGGGAACAAGUCGGUCUGGGUGGGAAGGUUUAGGCUCUGUUGUUGGGAUCUGGAUCGGUGCUGCGGCGCUUGGGGCAGCGAUGGUUCUUCCGUGGUAGAUAUGCUUGAAUCAGAUUACUUGCGGACCGUUCUUUUUAGCUCUAACUCCUUCAAGAAUUGUAUUAAUGCAAAUGGUCGGCCGCCGCCGUGCCACUACUUUGUAUGCGAGAUCAAACCCCCGCACCGAAACGAAAUCUAUGCAUAUGUAACCCCCUCAGAGCUUGCUGGAAUCCA
Aspergillus calidoustus is the source of this 1648-nucleotide messenger RNA. The record is from the annotation of a GenBank genome assembly. Lineage: Eukaryota; Fungi; Ascomycota; Eurotiomycetes; Eurotiales; Aspergillaceae.